Molecule: messenger RNA, 702 nt
Organism: Capra hircus (goat)
Lineage: Eukaryota; Metazoa; Chordata; Mammalia; Artiodactyla; Bovidae
Product: GTPase IMAP family member 5-like
Exons: 3
Coding region: 1-645 (214 amino acids)
Molecular function (GO): GTP binding
Source: RefSeq, a predicted model, not a curated record
AUGGAAGGGCUGCAGAGGAGCAGAUAUGGAACCAUGGCUGAAGGUGGGAUAGAACAUCAGGGCUUUGAACCUUUCUCCUCCUUGAGGAUCAUCCUGGUAAGCAAAACAGGCAGCGGGAAUAGUGCGACCGGGAACAGCAUCCUCUGCCAGCCCAUGUUUGAGUCCAAGCUGGGGGCCCAGUCGGUGACCAGGAAGUGUCAGAGAGCAACAGGCACGUGGAAUGGGAGGAGCAUCCUGGUGGUGGACACGCCCCCCAUCUUUGAGGCCGAGGCCCAAGAUCAAGAGGUGUAUGAGAAUAUCGGAGCCUGUUACUUGCUGUCGGUGCCAGGGCCCCAAGUGCUGCUGCUGGUGACCCAGCUGGGGCACUUCACCGAGCAGGACAUGGUGACCGUGACCAGCAUGAAGGAGGUAUUUGGGGCAGGAGCUGAGAGAUACAUGGUCAUCGUCUUCACCCACCAGGAGGACUUGGCGGGCGGAUCCUUGGAUGAGUACGGGGCAAACACAGACAACCUCAGGCUGAGGAGCCUGGUCCGGAAGUGCGGGUGGAGAUGCUCCAGCAGAUGGGAAGUGGCACCCAUGGAGAAGGUCAGAGGCACUACCUGGACAAGGCACGGCUGCAGGUUGCAAAGCAAAAGCAGGAGCUGAAAGAGGCCGAGAGAAACUGAGCCUUCAAGGCGCUCCUCCGACUCAAAGCCUGGAUCA